UACAUCACAAAUGUAUGAGAUUGGAUUUUAAACACAAAAACCAAACAAACCGUCCAACAUUUUUGUUUUUUUGAACGGUUGUCGUUGUCUGUCUUGUCGUGUCGUACCGUUGGUAGCGGGUGGUCAAAACUCAGAAAAACGAGAUGCAGAACCACCAAUCAACAGCCGCCACGUACACCACCAUCCCCAUCUCAGCUUCUGACGUCAUCUCUCGCUCCAUUCACAAUCUAACAGCCACCCUCUUCCGUCACCUGCGUCCCUGGCCUCAACUCUUGGGCUCCGGCUCCGGAUCCUUCUCCCGACCCCACUCUCACACCUUUGUCUCCCGUGCCCCGGCCAACCUCCGUUAUUUCCGCGCCAACUACUCCAUCGUGGUAGCCGCCACCUCCGCCCUCUCCCUCAUAGGUUCCCCGCUCUCCCUCCUCCUCUUCUGCGGCCUCUUCACUCUUUGGCUCCUCCUCUACUUCUUCAGAGAGGACCCACUCGUCCUGUGUGGUCAUUGUGUCAGCGAUCGCCUCGUGCUCUUCUCUUUGGCUUUCCUUUCGGUGUCGGCUGUCUGGGUUUGCGGCGUCCUCCCAAAUUUGGCCUUAGGGUUUGGGAUUGGGGUCCUCGUGUGCGGGGUCCACGCCCUUCUUAGGAACUCCGAUGGUCUCUUUCUCGAUGAGAACGACGCCGUUUCUACUGGAUUGGUCCACUCAGUUGCUGCUGCAGGGACUACAACUACAUGUGCUGCCCCUUCUCCGAAUUAAUUAGAAGGAUUUCUUUUCUUUUCUUUUUUGUUUUUGAAGAUGUUGAAUUUCAAUUGCAUUCUGAAUUUCUGAUGGACAGGUUUGGUUUGGUUUGGUUUGAUUCGUACUUUGCAUAGACUGUGGAGUGUGGAGUGAGGUUGUCUGUCCGUACUUGGUAUUUAGUUGGAUUGUAGAUCGUCAAUGAUGAACUUGCUUGCAUUGAAAUUGAAAUGCGUGUGAUUCUUUUCAAGGUUGUUCUUCCUUGCUAUUGUUGUUUGUUUAUUGCUUGCUUUUCUUGCAUCAGAAACCAGUGUCCAACUCUUAAUUUCGCUAAAAACUGAAAUGAAAUUAACGUUUCUUUCAUGUUGU
Molecule: messenger RNA, 1097 nt
Organism: Durio zibethinus
Lineage: Eukaryota; Viridiplantae; Streptophyta; Magnoliopsida; Malvales; Malvaceae
Gene: PRA1.G2
Product: prenylated RAB acceptor 1.G2
Biological process (GO): vesicle-mediated transport
Cellular component (GO): Golgi apparatus; endoplasmic reticulum
Source: RefSeq, a predicted model, not a curated record